Mizuhopecten yessoensis (Yesso scallop) is the source of this 1998-nucleotide messenger RNA. Its product is annotated as UDP-N-acetylglucosamine transferase subunit ALG13 homolog. Gene Ontology annotation, biological process: dolichol-linked oligosaccharide biosynthetic process. The record is from RefSeq and is a predicted model, not a curated record. The transcript has 4 exons. Gene Ontology annotation, molecular function: hexosyltransferase activity. NCBI's taxonomy places the organism in Eukaryota, Metazoa, Mollusca, Bivalvia, Pectinida, Pectinidae. Bases 7 to 546 code for a protein of 179 amino acids.
CCUGUCAUGGCGUAUGACAGCAGCGCUGGCAACUAUAUGCAGAAGCAGAAAGACAAAAAUGUGUUUGUUACAGUGGGAACGACAGCGUUCGACGGGUUAAUCAACGUAUUUGCUGCAGAAGAAACAAUACAGGUGUUAGAGGAGAAAGGAUAUACUAGUGUAAUACUGCAAACAGGAAGAGGAAUCAGCGAACCACUAAGUGGUCAAGUGGGGAAAGUAACAGUACAACACUACCAGUACAAACCAAAUAUACAGGAGGACAUCUCAUCAGCAGACUUGGUUAUCAGUCAUGCUGGAGCUGGGAGUUGCUUGGAGACAUUGGGGGCAGGGAAGCCAUUACUUGUUGUGAUCAACAGUGAGCUGAUGGGCAACCACCAACUAGAACUUGCCAAACAGCUGCACAAAGAUGGCCACAUUUAUUAUUGUGACUGUGGAUCCCUUCUUCAGACUCUAAGGGAGAUUAACUUAGACAAUCUAAAACCAUUCAAAAAAGGUGAUCCUUCAAAAUUUGCUGCUUUCCUUGACACUAAAAUGGGAUUUUCCUGACAGAGGAUGGAUCAAAAUCUGUUUUUCCUUUAGUUGUUACAAUUAUCCAUUGAAGUUGUACCACCAUACCGGAUUUGUUGACAUGAUGUGUCAUCUAACUGGAAUUUAUUGUUUGUCAACAUCAGUACUGAAACAAGUUCUUAAAGAAUUUAUUCGGAAAAAAAACCCCAGCGACUUCAACGUUUUAAGAAAAGAAGAGAAAUAUUUACCAUACAACACGGAUUCCUUAGGAAAGAAGACUAACAACUUCAACGUUUAAAGAAAAGAAGAGAGAUGUUUAACCCUUUCACCCCUAGGAAGCUUUGCUAGACUCUACCAUACAUUUAUUUGGAUGAGUCCAUUAUGGUCUAUAGUGGUGAAAAGGUUAAAGGAUGAACAUGAAUUAUUUUGAAUUGUCAGAUCUACUGACUUUCCCAUUUUCAAACUCAUUGGAUAAACCUGCUAGGAGUUGGUAAACAUUUUUCUCUCACAACCACUGUAGGUUUCCUCAUUUCUGACUUACUGGAUAAACCUGCUAGGAGUUGGUAAACAUUUUUGGUUACCUACUAGUGGGUGAUUGCAUUGGUCAAUUCAUUACUUAUGAACGUCACGUAACAAUGCUUUACGAAGUCAUCUUCCAUUGUGACGUCAUGAUUCACGGCUAAUAGUUUCCCCAUAGAAAGCCGACAUAGUGUAUUUUCAAGGGAAUCAUAUGGCUUUCCAGGUAUAAAAUAUGAACGUUAUGGGAGAAAGAGGACCCCAAACUCGUGAUGGUAGAUUAUCAUGUUUAUCCAACUCCGUUGUGUCUUUAUUAAUUUGAAAAUUAUCUAAUUCGAGUUGGAUUAAUAUGAUAAACAACCAUCACUCGUUGGGGAACCUCUAUACCCACUAGUGGGUAACUUACUGGACGCUAUUUCAUUGGUCAGUCUUCUAACUAUAACGUAAAGUUACUAUUUUUUUAGCAAAAUGUUUUUGUGAUAUUUUCUUGGAGAACCAAAUAUGGCUCAAAGACGGACAGAUCUUGGAAUGGCAGAGUUAUGUAAGUGUGAGGUGGAAGGGUUUUUAGUGUAUGUCAUAAAAUUACAGAAUUGAAAUGCUUAUUGAAUAAGCGUUAUGUUAUAGAAUAAAAGGUCAGCUAAUUGAAUACAUGAAAACAUUUGAUUGAGUUUAAAAAACAAUUUGGACAGAUGUAGAGAUAAGAUUAAUGGUAUGAAUGUAUAAAUAAAUUAAGAAAUUAACAACAGCAUUUGAAUGGAAAAUGAAUUUACUUCAUUGUCAGGACAACUGCAUCCUCGAUACCCAGAGUAAACGCUCACUUUCGCUCUCUGCACCCCUGGAAUAUUUCAUAGCAAAAUCGAAGGCUCGGUGUACGCCACUUUGUGGUCGAAACGAGUAGACUAGUUCGAUCCUUUGAUGUACAUCAAAAGAAUCUUGCGGUCACGCAACGGUUACCUGACACCAAUCAAAUAGCUU